Geodia barretti is the source of this 7275-nucleotide messenger RNA. Lineage: Eukaryota; Metazoa; Porifera; Demospongiae; Tetractinellida; Geodiidae. The record is from the annotation of a GenBank genome assembly.
AUGGCAACUGCCCAACCCAGUACCAUUCUUCCCGCGAGCGAACAGCCUAGGAAUGCAACACUUUCUCAUACAUCACCAACUUCCUCUCCUCGUUUGUCCUCUCGUGGUGUACCGAGAAUGUUGCCUCGUAUAAUCGGCCGAAGAAUGGUUGCUUCUCAUGUGGGUGAGACAAGCACAUCGAGCACGCCAUAUUACCACAGCUUCAAGGAGGGUCACUGGCUCGGGCAACUCUUAGUGGAGCUCACCACGAAAGACUCAGAGAUAGCCAACCUAUUGAGGCUGAAUCAGGGGCAGCACAUCUCAAAGGUGCUCUUACAGCAGCUCGAGAAAAAGCAAGAGCUAAUCAACUCGUACCGUGAGUUUUUGGAAUCGCUGGUCUCUCUUGUCGCCCAGUCAGUGUUCUUGAAGAAUCCGGGGUUGGUGACCAACAGGCAUGAUCCCCAUGGAAUCAUGCAGGACCUCUCCACUAAGAAAUGUCCGAACCUAAACAUAUUCUGUCGUUUGGUCAUUGAGCCUUCCCUCACUGCAAGCCCCAAACCAGACACGGUAACAUCUCAACGAUACAACGGCGUUCCUGUCAACCAGCUUGCUAGGUUCUGUGAUGUUGCAGUGCUCAAGUUUCUAGAUGGAGUCACAGAGCAAACAAAGCCACAGGCUGCUCAGUGGGCCAUAGAUUACAUCAGUAGUCUUCUUAACUCCCUUCUCUCUUCCAUUGCCAGUCAUAGCUCCACUGGUUGGUACGGAGCGCCCUCUACUCGACAGAAGAAGACGGUCAGCGUCAAUAUUCCUCCCUCAUUCCUUUUAGCCACUCCACCUACUGUGGUUGUGGUUGCUAGCCCACCUCCACUCGAUCCUGAAACAGGGCAAGUUAGAGGUGGUUCGGCCGCUUUCCAUUUCCCUCCACAGUCUCAUCGUAGCCCCGAAGAAGACUCGCGUCUCUCUCCACAUGCCAGCGGCUCAGAUUCCCAUCUGUCUGAAAGUGGGGACAGCUUGGGGUCAACGGUAGACAGAAAGUCAUCUCCAACAGAUAUGACUAUCUCUCCAACCUGGUCAAACAGCAGUAGCCCCAUGCUCUCCCCGCAGCACACCAGGAGGGGUUUUGGUGACAGCUUGUCCGAGGGAGGAGAGCAGGGGUUGUUGGGGAGUGGGUUUCGACCAAGGUCCCCGAGACUGGCCGAUUUGAAGCUCAGUCAGCACCCUUCUAUCCCGGAGGAAGAGGAGGAAGAUGGAGGUAAGGCUACGGGGACUUCAGGGAGUGUGAGAGUUGAAACAGAGCCUGAAGAAAGUCAAAGAGACGAUGGGAGUGGGGACAAAGAGGAAGAAUGUGAAGAUGAAAAAGAGGGGGCAGAUGGUGGGGAAGAUGAAGAAGAUAAGGUCAGAUCGAAGCCAACAGCAGCAGCUAAGACAGUUCCUGAUGUUGACAUCAAGGCAGAACUUCAGCUAUACAUCAACGCCGAGGGUAGAAUCAGCCUUAUUGCAAUUCUACAGGCAAUCGCCCGCCUGCCACAAUCGGAUGUAAUCUGGACCGAGCGAUUUGGAAUGAACUGCUUCCAACUUAUCCAGCACUGCAUGGACUUGGGGCUGGCGCAGAGUUCCAAGUUAGGCAAGUCUUCAUCGUCUAUGAAGAGACAGAGAUUUCAAAAGCAGGAGAACACUGCUUUCCUCGCACAUGGGAGCGAGCAGCCGUGCCAGGUACACGGCAGGUACGUAGUCCACUAUGCCGUCCGUGCACUUAUACAGUGUGCCACAAACCUCCUUAUCGGCUGCUCCCAUGACACACAACAGACCUGCUGGCUUGCCUACAAACGAGUCGGGUCUCAGAACAACCUGAUACAUCCAAGGCUUCUGCGGCAGCUGAACCGAAUCCACUGCCACUCUCCGCAAGAGUUCCAGCGAGCAAUGCUUCAUUUUUCCUCCACUGCCCCCCUUCGAAAGAUCCUCCAUUUUCUCCACGUGGUGCUGGAAUAUUGCCAAAUGACCUCCGCCGAAAAGGUUGACUCUCUUCUUCUCUUGGUUGUUUCUUCCGUUUUCCGAGCUCUUGUGGAUCGUCUUGCACAGCUUGAUCUCUCAAAACCUUCUUUACAAGAGAGUUUGGUUUCGGAUGUCUGCCUGUUCAUUCAGUACGCACAGGCCCUAUUCAACUUUCACCCACAACUCAGUAGCUACAGGCACUUCCACAUGUACAUACAUCGCGUGGCUCUGUCUGUUAUUCUCCCUCAACAAGAACCCAAGAGCGAGCCUUCGUCGGACUCCAUUUUCCAGCCGUUUCCUGCCAUCCUUGAAGAGGAUGAUCUGCAACUACGCGAUGCGCUCGCCUCUUCUGCAACGCCUGAAUCUCACGGAUUGCCGGAGAGGGGGUCAAAAGUCACCCAGAGCCUUCCUCGCAAGCUAAAGCAGAAGACGUCUGAGGAGAAAUCACGCCCACGUUCAAGCAUUCAAUCUGAUCACAUUGUCGUAACAAAGAGCCCUAAAGCUCAACGGAGGAACCUGUUUACAAAGCAGCACAGUAUUCACGAGAGGGAAGACAGCUCCCUAACCCUACAAGACGUUGGCGGGUUUGAGGUGUCUGGAGGCAUGGAGGAGUGGAGGAGGCUGAAAUUGAAAGUGCUGCGACAGAGAAUACAAAGGCUGGUUGUGUUGAUGGAUCUGUCUGAGCCCGGUACUGUCCCUGAUCCUGGAAUGCUGGCAUCUCUCAUAGACCUGAGUGAUGGAGCGCUGGUUGUUGCAAGAGCGAUGGUUAUCCUGGAGUGUGCUCUAUUUGUCCGGAAGAUAAGGAGGAAGGACGGUUCUAGCUCCUCCCACUGGCUGCGCAAUAGGCAAGAAGGCCAUCACCGCAUUGCCAUCAACUUCAAGCGGUGGGCAGUGGCCAUCGGAGAGAAACUGAGAAUCAUUGAACUGCGGGAACGAGACAAAAUCCAGCAGCUACAGAGGAGAGCCGGGGGGAGAUCACAGUCAAUUGUCUUGCCAGAAGAACCUGUUUUACCGGACAGUCCCGCUGAGCCAGACAAGCAAGACGACAAGGGAAACAGAAAAUUUCAAACCGUUUCCUUCAGCAUAAAGAUGUGUACAUGCGUCCUCCUCUAUGAGAUCACCCACUAUCUCCGUGACAAUGUCACCACGGGAUCAGCACUUCUUGGAACGCCUCGCGUGAGCAUUACCAAUAUUGACAGUGGCCGACGGCCGUCGUUAAUUAGCACUACAUCAACGGACACCGAAGCCGUAGUUACACCCGGAGCCACGGGGCACGAUUCGAAAAUGCUGGGUAUGACUCGCCACCGGCUUACCCCAGAUAUCAGGUCCAGCAGCCUCGAAGGCGAGACUGUUCACGGCAUCCACAGUCCAUCUCUCAGUGGAGCAUCAUUCGAAGGGGAGCAACCUCCUGAAUCUCCACGCAAGAGAGUUUCAGUUUACUUACGAGUGAAUAGUGCGACUGAGCAGAGGGAUCAACAGCGAGGGAGAGUCAACUCUGGUUUGAAGCAAACCAUCAACAUUACGUCCACCGGGGACGCAUCACCGAAACAGCAAAAGCGAAGGUCUUCAGUUUCAGUUUCAGUCGGUCGGAGACACGUUUCCUUCUACGAGAAGCGGCCAGAUGAGAGCCCAGUCAAAACUAGUCGAACAUCCGCUGUGACUGUCAGUCAUCUACGACCAGUUCCUGGCCGUGCCACAGUCAAAGCUUCACUUUCUUUCCAGGAGACUCCCCCACCAGAAUCACUCGGUCUCUCUGACUCCUUUCGUCGACCAAAGCUCCAGUCACAGGGCUCCACCGCCUCGCAGAAGAAUUACAAUCUCGGCUCUCAGAUCCAGAGUGGGAUAUCACGGCUUGCAAGGCGAGCAUUCAGGGGGAGGAUCCAGAGGAAGACCGCAGUCGGAGCAAGAAAGUCAAGUCUUGCCGGAAGCAGCCCGACUCUUGUCCAACGAAAAAGGCCGCAGAGACUAAGCACCGCCGGAUUUGCUCUAGGGAUGGAGGAUGACAGACAGCACUUUCCCUGGCUUGAAAUCGUUGAGCACUUAGUUGUCGUCGACGCCCUCAACCCUGACUCGCAUGCUCGCCACUCGCAGGCCUGCGCAGAGCUAGUGACUGCUCUCAAUCAUGUCUAUGGUAUCAAAGAGGGUGGCAAAGAGGAAGCACGGGGACCUAGCCUCAGCUCCCUGUUUUCUGGUGUCUUGGAUCCUUUCAUUCAAGUGAGAGAGCAAGGUCUUGAUAAUAGCAGAGGGACUAAUCUUCGGAGGACGGGAAAGCACAAACCACCACGUAGCGUCUCUACGUCUGUGUUUUCUUCUCAGUCGACAGCAGCAUCGAGUGUAGUCAGCUCCCAAUCCAUGGCCUCACUCGACUUCUCGCUAAUAAAACGGGGCCUAUUUCUGUCUCAUUCCUUGGGCCAGUAUACUGCAAUAGAGCUCUUUCUCGAACAAGAUACAGAGCGCCCUGAAACGAAAAUGGAUGCAGGAUUCAGCCGUGCGAGAAGGAGCUACAUGCAACAGAGCUUUGCUGGACUCAUGCAUGCGCCCCUCUCCCUACUGGUCUACACAGCUCCUCUGCUCUCUUCCUCCUCUUUCAGUUCCCUCAAGGACAUGGCAUGGGGAAUGAUCUUGGACAGGAACCAGGAGCUAGCCCAAGCUGCCGGAAUGUUCUUCCUUCUAGCUGCUGCCAGGGAAGGGGAAAAUGCGAUGAAAGAGUUUUUUGGCAACAAAGUCGAGACUGAGUCCCUAGAGAAGCAGAGGGAAGCAGUGAUGAGGUUUAUGGUGCUCUGGAAGGUUCGGUACAAAGUGUGGCCAGCUAUAGGAGAACGAGGGCAGAAGAGGUUCAACUCAGAGAGAGCAGCCGAAGAGCGACAGGACCAGCAGACCAUUGGCUACUCGCUACCCACCAACCUCCUAGGCUCAGCUGGUAGAGAGGUGCCUGUCCCUCCAUGGAAAGCCCUUUCUCUAUGCAUCCACGACGACUGCCAAGCUAACCCUGACAAGUGCUACAGAGCCACAAGGCUGGCUCCACUGAAACAUUGCAAGGAGGUGUCCGAAGCAGUUAAAGGAUUCACAAUCUCUGGUAUCAGCAUGGCUCUGGAGGCCGACGCUAAGCCUACCAGUGUGUUUGCUGGAGUUGGGAGCGAGGAUAAUGCAGGGAAUAUCAACAUCAACCAAUGGGAAGCAGUUGAACCCACCCUCUUCCCUCCCUCCCUUCUACCUCUCAUCAGCUUCGUCAUCUCCUCCCUCACCCCCUUGCAUUCAGGCCACUCCUCGACCAAGUCCCACACCUCACUAAGCUUCCCACUCUCACUGAACAGAUCUGAGCUGGCCAGCCAGGCAAUAAAGCAGUGCAUGAUAGAAGAUCCUCGUCUGCUGUUUCGACCACUUCUGAACAGAUUCAACAGACUCUACCAGGAGAUCAGUGACAGGGCCAACCGUUACUCUCAAGUCGCCUUUAUAAAGUCACUGAAAGAAAUUCUCCACCCACUUCACGUCAUACUCCAGUCCUUCCCCUCGCUGCCGCCAAAGGCAGCUCAUUUCCUGUUCAACAGUUUCAUUGGGAUUAUCACCAGACACACGGACCAGCCCUGCACCUUCUCCACUGAGAUCAUACAGAGUGUCCUCCUGCUGUUGACUAUGGUGAUCCCUAGUGUAAAGGGGCUGGACCUGAAGGCACUGAAGAGCAUGCUAAAGAAAGAGUCAUGUUACACCACAAUCCUCACGACCGCCCGAAUCCGCGGCACUGAAAAGAUCAACAUCAUUGAUGAGACAGUUGGCUCCUCUACCUCAAGGUCCUUUCUUCAUGACCAGAGUGUUGACGCAGACGACACGUUUGGGCAGGUGAUUGCCCAGUUCAAAGGUACACAACUCUCAUACGAGCUGCUGCAGAGUCUCUACCUUGUGGAUCAGAGCAAAGAUCUUCCUGUGCUGAGUAUGCUAGUGGUGAAAGACCACUACAGUAUGCUCUCGGAUAAGCAGUACCCGACCUUUGUACUGCGCGACACACAGAGGGGGAGUGGUCGGGAGGUGUGGUCCUGGGGAGACCAGAUGGACCAGCUGUUUGUCCACAAAAUGAGUGAAGUGCUGCGAGUGUUGAUGAUCUUUAAGCUGCUCCAGACUGGUCCAGAAGUUGAGCGUGGUUCCGCUGACAUUUACAACAAGUUUGCGCAGCCCAACUACCGAUUCCUGCAUCAGGAGCUGGUGGCACUCAAUUCAUUCCCGCGACAGGCCCUCACCAGUAUCCUCUACGAGGCUGGCCCGGCAUCUCUCUCCCACCACCACCUACGCAGCUCUGACUCCAUGCUCAUGGGGACGUGGGUAAAAUUUGUUCUCGGUCUAUUUGUGCAGGCCAAACCAGACUACGACUGGGAGAAUAGUCUCGGUCUGUUCCUGAAUGUAGUGAACGGAGCCCUCUUGCUCUACAGCGAAGACCUCUCCAUCCUUCGCCAGGCGCUCGCUGCACUCAUAGUUGUCGUGUCAAAGUUUGUCAAUGUGUUUCAGAGACGUGGCUACGAGAUGGUAACCCCAACGCUCAUCCAAGUGUAUGCGUCUCACAUGAGCAAUAAGCUCAUCGCGAAUGCCCUGAAGUUCGUCUGGGGGCAGUUCUACAUGCUCAAUCUUGACAGCAACGUUUUUGUCAUGCAAGCCAUUGCAGCCACCGCCACACUUCUGUCAGAAGAGAGCAACAAUGCCAGGGCUGCCUUCCAGUUGCUACAAUCACUUGACUCUGAAAAUCCUCCACAGGAUGACCUACACAUCAUGAGUGAUUGUCCCAUGGAGCAGAGGAUGCUGAACAUCCACUGGCAGCCACUAACACUCCAGACAACAUUUUAUCUCUGCAUUACUGUUGCCUCCUGGAACCCUGAGGCUGUGCGAGGAAUGCAGGUGCUGGUUUUUAUGGAUCACCUCGUUCCAAUGUUUCUUAGCGCCAUUUCUCUACCGCGGACAUCCACCUUUGUCCUGGAAUCCAUGAAGUCAUUGGUCAAAGGCUGUGAUGCCAUAACAAAACCGCAGUCGUGGAAGGGAGAAUUUCUGAGCAGUCGACGAGACACUCAGCGAACUGACACCCAGCACAACCUGGACCUGAGGGACACCUUGCCCCAGCAACCGCAACCCUCGCUUUUCACUGCUGCCCCCGUCGAGCGGAAAACCUCGAGGGUGGCAAAGCUCUAUAGAAGGAUCGUGAACCCAAGCAAGACAGAGGAGGUGUCAGAGGGAAGUGCUUUCUUCCUUCAGAUUAACCUGGACAAGGCCAUUUCCUCUCUGAAACCUAUGGGUCACCUUGAAUAUGUUGGAGGGUUCAAGUAA